CACAGAGCUCAGGGCAGCAUGGUAAACAUUCACCCAGAGUACAAAAGUCACUUAGCUGUAUUGAGAAUAUAAUCCCUGCACAGAAGCAGCAGCAGCGGGGUUGAACACUGCAUUGUGGGAGCUGGGCUGGAGCUCUGCAGGUUGUUUUCAGGCUGACUGGGACAGUGUACAGCUUCACACAGCACAAUAAUGGCCCGGGAGGAGAGCGGAGACCUCACGGUCUCUCAGGGCACGCGCAUGCUGUUUUAUCUGAUGACGCCGAACGAGACGUCGUUUUCAGACGUGGACGGGGUGCCCCGCUAUGUUCAGAAGGCGACUCCUUUCUUCGUUGGACUGGUCUUGCUGGAGGUGUUUGUGGCCUGGUUGAAGACUGGUGACCUGCUGAUUAAAAUCAAUGAUGGGACCACAUCUCUCGCAGCAGGAAUGAUAUCCAGACUGCCUCAUCUCUUUGUCAGGAGUCUGGAAGUGUCCAGCUACAUCUAUGUUUGGAACAACUUCCACAUUUUAGAGCUACCCUGGGAUUCAGCUUGGACGUGGUGGCUGGCGUUUCUUGGUGUGGACUUUGGAUACUACUGGGUUCAUCGAUUUGCCCAUGAGGUAAAUCUUCUGUGGGCUGCUCAUCAAGUUCAUCACAGCUCAGAGUACUACAAUCUGACCACAGCACUGCGACAGUCCGUCACCCAGCAGUGCGCCUCAUGGGUGUUCUAUCUUCCAAUGGCCUUGAUAGUUCCACCGUCAGUCUUUGCUGUUCACAUUCAGUUUAACUUGCUCUACCAGUUCUGGAUCCACACAGAGGUUGUCAGAGAUCUCGGUCCUCUUGAGUGGAUCCUAAAUACGCCCAGCCACCAUAGAGUUCAUCAUGGACGAAACCUGUACUGUAUUGAUAGGAAUUAUGGAGGCACUCUCAUUAUUUGGGACCGGCUAUUUGGAACUUUUACUCCAGAAGGUGAUAAAGUUGUGUAUGGACUUACACACCCUAUUAACACUUUUGACAUCAUGUCUGUUCAGUUUCAUUACUACCCGUACCUGUGGGAGCAGUGGCACAAAGCUGAGGGUAUAGGAAACAAGUUGUCAAUCAUCUUUAAAGGACCGAGCUGGGCUCCGGGGAAGCCUAGACUGGGGGAUCAUGCAGAGGUGCCAGUGGUGACAGGAGAUGAACUGCCACACAAUCCAAGAUGGGCGCCUGCACUGCAGCUCUAUGUGCACAUACAGUUCCUGCUCGUGCUCGGCGUUUACAAUGACUUGUUUGCAACGCAGCAUAUGCUGUCUCAGAUGACUGUGCUGCUGCUGACCGGCUACAUAUUACUCACACUCACUUCCCUGGGUUACAUCAUAGACCAAAGUCCUAAUGCUGCUGUGUGGGAAAUGCUGCGCUGUCUGAUCAUGAUGGCCCUCUACAGGUUUGGCUGGAUCAGUCCUCUGAUGUCUCAACUGGCUUUUGCCACCGAGGUUUUUGUGUCUCUCUCUGCACUCUACUGGGGCUUACAGUGCUUCACCCAGACUGGCAAGGAGAAGAUCCACUGAUUAAAAGCUUAACGGACCAACAGAAAUCACUGACACAAAGCUGUAUUAUGCAAUAUUCUAACUAUGCAGUUGUUAAUUAGAGAUAAAUAUAUUGGCAUUUGUAGAAGCUUUUAUCCAGAGUGACUUAUUUGAAAGUCAUGUAAUUGUUUUCUGUAUUUAGUACCUUAAGUAGCAAGAUUUAUGUUGGAGGUGCUUUUGUUUACUGUGUAUUUUGAUCAGAACAAUACUAGGGCUGGCCCGAAUAGCGUUUUU
Molecule: messenger RNA, 1776 nt
Organism: Astyanax mexicanus (Mexican tetra)
Lineage: Eukaryota; Metazoa; Chordata; Actinopteri; Characiformes; Acestrorhamphidae
Gene: agmo
Product: alkylglycerol monooxygenase
Exons: 13
Coding region: 190-1524 (444 amino acids)
Biological process (GO): lipid biosynthetic process
Cellular component (GO): endoplasmic reticulum
Molecular function (GO): iron ion binding; oxidoreductase activity
Source: RefSeq, a predicted model, not a curated record